ACUCCUUUAAAAUCACCAUCAAAGAAAUUCCAAUUUUCUCGGAUUUUAAUUUCCAUAUUACAAAUCCCUAAAACCCUACAGGCCUCUUUCUUCAUCACCUACUACUACUAAGUCACAGCUCAAGCUAGCUCCCUCUGUUUCUGCUUGUGGUUAAAAUCAUUUCAGACAGUGCUUUUGAUGACUCUGCAACAACAGCAGCUGCUUCAGACAAAGCUUAAACGAAGCUGUAUCUACUGACUUUGAUGAUUAUUGGUGAUGAUGAAAUGAUUGGAGAUCUAAUGAAGAAUAACAAUGGCGACGUUGUGGAUAGCGGAAACAACAACCGGUUAAGCCGGUGGCAUCACAAUUCUUCCCGGAUAAUUAGGGUUUCACGAGCUUCCGGUGGUAAAGAUCGACAUAGCAAAGUCUUGACUUCGAAAGGACCACGUGACCGUCGUGUCCGGUUAUCAGUCUCCACCGCUCUUCAAUUCUAUGAUCUUCAAGAUCGGUUAGGUUACGAUCAACCGAGCAAAGCUGUGGAAUGGUUAAUCAAAGCUGCGGAAGAUUCAAUCUCUGAGCUUCCUUCACUCAACAACACUAAUUUUCCGACCGAUGACGAGAAUCAUCAGAACCAGACAUUAGCAAGAACAGUUGCUGCUGCGAAUUCGUUGUCUAAAUCGGCUUGUAGUAGUAAUUCAGACACGAGCAAGAACUCUUCUGGUUUGUCUUUAUCAAGAUCGGAGCUAAGAGAUAAAGCUAGAGAGAGAGCUAGAGAGAGAACAGCUAAAGAGACCAAGGAGAGAGAUCAUAACCACACUUCUUCGUUUACCGAUUUGUUAAAUUCCGGUUCAGAUCCGGUUAACUCAAACCGGCAAUGGAUGGCUUCAGCUCCUUCUUCAUCUCCAAUGGAGUAUUUUAGUUCGGGUUUAAUUCUCGGGUCGGGUCAACAAACCCAUUUCCCGAUUUCAACAAAUUCUCAUCCUUUCUCAUCAAUCUCCGAUCACCAUCAUCAUCAUCAUCAUCCACACCAAGAGUUUUCAUUCGUUCCCGACCAUUUGAUAUCACCGGCAGGAUCCAACGGCGGAGCAUUCAAUCUUGAUUUCAACAUGUCGACACCCUCCGGCGCCGGAGCUGCCGUCUCCGCCGCAUCAGGUGGUGGGUUCAGUGGUUUCAACAGGGGGACCCUUCAGUCCAAUUCAACAAAUCAUCAUCAGCAUCAGUCAUUUCUCGCUAAUCUACAGAGGUUUUCAUCAUCAGAAAAUGGUGGAGGUCCACAGUUCUUAUUCGGUGCACUGCCUGCAGAGAAUCACCACCACAAUCACAACCAUAAUAAUCACCAGUUUCAGCUUUACUAUGAAAAUGGAUGCAGAAACUCAUCAGACCAUAAGGGUAAAGGCAAGAACUGAUGAUAUUAAUUAUUGCAUCUUUGGUUUUAUUCAGAUCCUCAUUUUGUAUGUUUAAUUCUCUCUCUUUAUUUUUGGUUUAUUUCAAAACAAAUGUUAAUCUCUUUUGUUGUCUGAUCAUUUAUCAUUAAUGUGUGUUAAAUUUGUUUAGGGUUUUUUUUUUGUAAUGUUUUGAGGGUCUUUUGAAAUCUGUUAGCAUUGUAUUUGUAAUGUUGUAUUUGUGAUAAUACCAUUUUGUUUGUGAGUUUAUAAUUCAA
This is a messenger RNA of Arabidopsis lyrata subsp. lyrata, 1639 nucleotides long. Its product is annotated as transcription factor TCP2. Lineage: Eukaryota; Viridiplantae; Streptophyta; Magnoliopsida; Brassicales; Brassicaceae. Bases 243 to 1385 code for a protein of 380 amino acids. The record is from RefSeq and is a predicted model, not a curated record. Gene Ontology annotation, cellular component: nucleus. The transcript is spliced from 3 exons. Gene Ontology annotation, biological process: regulation of secondary shoot formation. Gene Ontology annotation, molecular function: sequence-specific DNA binding; DNA-binding transcription factor activity.